Paramecium pentaurelia is the source of this 1342-nucleotide messenger RNA. The record is from the annotation of a GenBank genome assembly. NCBI's taxonomy places the organism in Eukaryota, Ciliophora, Oligohymenophorea, Peniculida, Parameciidae.
AUGCUUCUUAUUUUUUUUCAAUAACUAUAAUGCUGCUUCUUGCUCUAAUUAUAAUUUGUUUAAGAUGACAGAGCAAAAUGCUUAGAUGGUACAUUAGGAGUAAUUAUUGAAAAUUAGUUAUAGUCUUAUUACUUUCAAUAAGGUUUUGAAGAAGGUUAGAAUAAAUUUAUUAUUUAUUUUGAGGGAGGAGAGUAAGUAUGCUUUAUAAUGCAAGGUUUAUUUUAGGAAAUACUGAAGAAUAAUUUUUAAUCAAUGCUGUUGAAAAGUAAAAAUAUGAAUUUAAUUAAGGAUGUAAACCUAACAGGGAAGUUCAUUAAAUAGAGCUAGUGCUUUUGAGUUUGAUGGUAUAUUAUCUUAGGACAAAUUAAAAAAUUACUAUUUCCAUAAUUGGAAUCUAAUUCACAUAAAUUAUUGUGAUGGAGGUGGUAUUAAUAAAUUAUUAUUAUUUUAGGCUUUUAAGGUUAUAAAAGUGAUUAAGUUAAUUACUAAUCAAAUUUAUUAUAUUUUAGAGGUGAAUUAAUAAUAAGAAGCAUUUUUGACCAUUUUAUAACAAAAUUUUAAAAAGCUGAAAUAAUAAUAUUAUCUGGUUGUUCCAUUGGAGGAAUAGCAGCAUUAUAAUGGGAAUAGUAUCUUACUUCAUUGGUUCCAGACAAUAUCUCAAUAUUAUGUGUUUCUGACUCAAGCAUAUUAUUUGAUAUGCAAUCAAUAAAUGGAUCAAAUUUAUUGUAAUAAUCCUUAAAGAUUAUGAAUUACAUUGCUAAUAAUGAAACCUUAGUUCCUCAAAAGAAUUGUGCAUACAAUUUUCCUAAUCAGAAUUGGAAAUGUUUUUAUUUCUAAAAUUUAAUGCAAUAUAUUAAACAACCAGUAUUUAUUAUCUAGCCCUUUUAUGAUAUAAGUUUUCUAUACAACUAUCUCAAUAUAAAAUGUAUAAAAGACUUAACACUUAAAAAUUGUUAGAAAAAUGAAAAGGAUUUUAUUGAUCUUGUUUUCUCAACAUAUCGUCAACUUAUAAAUGAAUUUUUGAUUAAUAAUUCUAAUACAGGGUCUUUUGCUCCUAGCUGUAUAUCAGAUUGGUAUUCCAUUAAUUAAAACUAGUUUAUUUUUAAGUUAGUUAUCAUUUUCUUCUAAUUGGACAAUUCCUGAAGGUUCAAAUAGAACAGUUUAUCAAACUUUAGUCUAAUGGGUAGAAAAACAAAAAUAGAAUUCUAUUUGUAAUAAUGAAUUUGGUUUGAUGGAUAAAGUACCAUGGCCAAUGAAUUCCGCUUGUGCUCAAUUAUCAUCUUUAAUAAACUUAAUUAAAUUGAUAAAUAUGAUUUUAUUGAUAAUUAUUAUUUUAUUAUGA